AUGCACGUCUACGCCCUUUGCAGCUUGCUGCUAACGUUCCUAUGCUCGCUGGCUGCCAGCCUUGAGACAGACCGCACUCUCGACAUCCACGCCUGGCCACUAUCGGCGCCAAAAUCCACCUCCUACGCCCAACUCACAUACAAUUCCACCCACGCCAAUAUCAAGACACACAGCAACCCGGCAAUUCCGCCAAAUGAUGAUAUUGUCAGGCUAGGCUUUCAUAACUCGGCUGGCACCUGGUCAGGCAUCGCGACAGCAGCUUUGAACUUCAGGGCGGAGAAGGACAAGAAGCUUCAAUUACACGUGAACGGCGAAGGGAUGGCCUAUCAUAUCGGGUUCAAGGUCUCGGAGCUAGGUACGAGUAGUACGACGUCGAAUAAAAAGGAUGAUCUGAGCGUCGAGGUGGUGAGAGCACAGCCGGGUCCGAUCCCGCAUCUGAAUCGGCCGGUCGUAGUGAAUGCUGAUGGGUCGGCGGCUGAGGAGGAGAAGGUGGAGAAGACGUUCUUGCAAAAAUAUUGGUGGGCCAUUGCCGGGUUUGUGCUGCUGCAGGUUGUGCUCAGUGGUGGCAAGGGUGAAUAG
This is a messenger RNA of Recurvomyces mirabilis, 579 nucleotides long. RefSeq lists its product as uncharacterized. The coding region runs from base 1 to 579 and encodes 192 amino acids. Lineage: Eukaryota; Fungi; Ascomycota; Dothideomycetes; Mycosphaerellales; Teratosphaeriaceae. The transcript has 2 exons. The record is from RefSeq and is a predicted model, not a curated record.